Cucumis melo (muskmelon) is the source of this 1629-nucleotide messenger RNA. Its product is annotated as WAT1-related protein At3g28050-like. NCBI's taxonomy places the organism in Eukaryota, Viridiplantae, Streptophyta, Magnoliopsida, Cucurbitales, Cucurbitaceae. Gene Ontology annotation, cellular component: plasma membrane. Bases 79 to 1212 code for a protein of 377 amino acids. Gene Ontology annotation, molecular function: transmembrane transporter activity. The transcript has 6 exons. The record is from RefSeq and is a predicted model, not a curated record.
AAUUUAUACAUAAAACCCAUUGAAGUUCAAAAGAGAAGACUCUGUUUCUUCUCUAAAAAACAGAGCAAGUAAGUUUCCAUGGCGUUAACUGGAAGAAGCUUAAUGGAAGGAGUUCUUCCAUUUCCGGCGAUGAUGGCGAUGGAGUGUAUAAACGUCGGUCUCAACACACUUUUUAAAGCCGCCACCGCCACCGGGAUGAGCCACCACGUGUUCGUCGUUUACUCUUACUCAUUCGCCGCCCUUCUGCUCCUCCCUUCUCCGUUCAUCUCUCGAAGAUCCACUCGUCUUCCACCUCUCAAUUCCUCUGUAAUUUCAAAGAUUGCUCUGCUUGGGUUAAUCGGUUCAUGUUCGCAGAUUAUGGGAUACACAGGAAUCAAUUAUAGUUCUCCAACACUUGCUUCCGCCAUCAGCAACCUUGUUCCUGCUUUCACUUUCAUUCUCGCCAUCAUUUUCAGGAUGGAGAAAGUGGUAUUGAAAAGCAAUAGCAGUCAAGCAAAAGUGAUGGGCACAAUAAUAUCAAUAUCAGGGGCAUUUGUGGUAACAUUUUACAAGGGUCCAAGAAUCAUAUUCUCAUCUUCACCAACCAUUUCUCUUUCACUUCAUCACAAUUCACAACAACUAUCCUCUUCUGAUUCUAAUUGGGUUAUUGGUAGCCUUCUCUUGACUGCUGAAUAUAUCCUUGUUCCACUUUGGUACAUUGUUCAGACAAAAAUAAUGAAGGAAUACCCAGAAGAGGCAACAGUGGUCUUCUUCUACAACUUAACUGUGGGCAUCAUAGCUGCAUUUGUAGGUUUUAUUUUAGAGAAAGAUCCAAGUGCUUGGAUUUUGAGGCAAAAUACAGCAUUAGCCUCUGUUUUAUGCUCUGGACUUUUUGGAUCAUGUUUAAACAAUACAGUUCAUACAUGGGCACUCCGAUUGAAAGGGCCGGUAUUUGUAGCAAUGUUUAAGCCGUUGUCGAUUGUUGUUGCUAUCGUAAUGGGUGUUCUGUUUCUUGGUGAUUCUCUAUAUCUUGGAAGUCUUAUUGGAGCAUCCAUAAUAUCCCUAGGGUUUUAUACUGUAAUGUGGGGAAAAGCAAAAGAAGAAAUGGGUGUUGGAGAAGAAAAACAAGAAGGCCAUAGCCAUAAUAAUCUUGAUGGUAAUAAGGAAUCAAAUGAAGAUCAGAGAGUACCUCUUCUUGGAAGCUACAACAGAUACAGUGAAGAUCAUGUAUGAGAAAAGCCAAGAAAUUGAUUGAUGAUUCAACUUUUAUUUUCCUUCAAGCUAUGGCUAUGGCUAUGGCUAUGGCUUUGGCCAAGGACUGGAGGAAAUUGUACAAUUUGAUUGUGUUCAUCAAAACAUGUCACAGGGUAGUAAAGAUUUUUAACACGUUUCACCAUAUCAAUUUAUAUGUACUCUACAAUUUCAAAUGACUUUGAAAUUGUGGCUAUGAAAAAGUACAAGUUUUAUUUACCUUCAAGCUAUGGCUAUGGCCAAUUAAGCAUGGGAGGAUGAAUUGUAAAAUUAUUUGUUUGUGGUUAGAGAAUGUCUUAGGGUUGUAAACAUUUUUUACACUUUCGACCAUGUAACAAUGAAACAUUUUAGUUUAACAUGUGUACACACUCUACAAUUCAAAUGAUUUUGAUUCUACUA